Pantherophis guttatus is the source of this 9956-nucleotide messenger RNA. It is a transcript of the gene FKBP5, whose product is annotated as FKBP prolyl isomerase 5. Gene Ontology annotation, molecular function: peptidyl-prolyl cis-trans isomerase activity; protein binding. The record is from RefSeq and is a predicted model, not a curated record. Lineage: Eukaryota; Metazoa; Chordata; Lepidosauria; Squamata; Colubridae.
GCGGCCAGCGCCGGUAGCUCGUGUCAUUCCCGGUUGGGUAAGGCGGCGGCGGCGGCAGCGGCGGCGGAGUCGGAGCGGACGGCGGCAAGGGCAGGCUUUGCCUAUGAAAUGAGACCAUGACAACUGAUGAGGCUACAAAGAAGGAAGGCGAGGUCCAAGCAGCAACUCUUGCUGAACAAGGUGAAGAUAUAACACCAAAUAAAGAUCGAGGAGUUCUGAAGAUUGUGAAGAGACCAGGAAAUAAGGAUGAAUCUCCUAUGAUUGGAGACAAAGUUUAUGUCCAUUACAAAGGAAAAUUGGCCAAUGGAAAAAAGUUCGAUUCCAGCCGUGACAGGAAUGAGCCAUUUAUCUUCAGCCUGGGCAAAGGUCAGGUUAUCAAAGCAUGGGAUAUUGGGGUCGCCACCAUGAAAAGAGGAGAGAUCUGCCACUUGCUAUGUAGGCCAGAAUAUGCAUAUGGCUCUGCUGGUAGUGUCCCAAAGAUCCCCUCAAAUGCAACCCUCUUUUUUGAGAUUGAAUUGCUUGAUUUCAAAGGGGAGGAUUUAUUUGAUAAUGGAGGCAUCAUUCGUAGAAUCAAGCAAAAAGGUGAAGGAUAUUCUAACCCCAAUGAAGGAGCAGCUGUUCAGAUUCAAUUGAAAGGGUUUUGUGAUGGCAGAAUGUUUGAUUGUAGAGAUGUAGCGUUCACUGUUGGAGAAGGGGAAGACCAUGACAUUCCCAUUGGAAUUGACAAAGCUCUGGAGAAGAUGCAAAGGGGAGAACACUGUAUCUUGCAUAUAGGAACACAAUAUGGGUUUGGUGAAGCUGGAAAGCCUGUAUUUGGCAUAGAACCAAAUGCUGAACUUGUAUAUGAAGUUACAUUGAAAAGCUUUGAAAAGGCCAAAGAAUCUUGGGAGAUGGACACCAAAGAGAAACUAGAACAGGCUGCCGUUGUCAAAGAAAAAGGAACUGUAUAUUUUAAGGAAGGCAAGUACUUGCAAGCAGUAAUUCAGUAUGGGAAGAUUGUAUCCUGGUUAGAAAUGGAAUAUGGCUUAUCAGAAAGGGAAUCUAAAGCUUCAGAAUCUUUAUUGUUGGCAGCCUUCCUCAACCUUGCUAUGUGCUACUUAAAGCUACGGGAAUACACUACAGCAAUUGAGAACUGCAAUAAGGCAUUAGCACUGGAUCAAGCCAAUGAAAAGGGCUUGUACCGAAGAGGAGAGGCAAGACUGCUCAUGAAUGAAUUUGAGUUGGCAAAAUGUGACUUUCAGAGAGUGCUAGAAGUGAAUCCACAGAAUAAGGCAGCCAAGUCACAAAUUACCAUGUGUCAGAAGAAAACAAAGGAGCACAAUGAACGGGACCGAAAGAUAUAUGCCAACAUGUUCAAGAAAUUUGCAGAAAGAGAUGCAAAGGAGGAGGCCAGUAAAACUACAGAAGAGAAGGAGGAAAAGCCAUCUUCAGAAAUUGAGCUUAAGAAGACAGUGACUGAAGGCAGUGAAUCAGAGGGCCAUGUAUGACUGUGCAGCAGAAGGACAAUCCUGAAUUUAGCCUGCACCCAGACAGGUUUCUGAAGAACUCAGAAAUUCUACAGUGUUUAAUGUAAAGUUUGUUUCAAUAGGCAUUAUUGUGGAAGCAAAAGCCUAUCCAGAAGCUUCACAAGAAAUGAUAAAAUUACUGCUACUGCUGUGACCAUGCUCAGCAGUGUACCAUAAACCAAGGACAGCAUGGGACCACUUCAAGUGGAACAAAUGGUUCAGUAACAAAUACCCACAAUGGUUCUUGAUUAUAGAUGGCUCAGAGCUCAUUUCAGUUUGCAUCAGGCAGUGACCAGGAUAGGGCCCUACAGUGAUAAGAAUACAGGAACUGUCAGUUGCAUUUGGUUGUGUUCGUGGUAGCACCACAUGGGUAUAUUCUGCAUGUCAGAAAGAAAGGCCCAAGUGCUACCAAUUCAAGGUGCCACUCUCGUGUUAGUAGAAUCAAGUGGAAAACAUUUUUAAAAGUCAGACUCCUGGGAUGUUAUUCUCUCUGUCUUGUAGUUCCAAUGGGUUUCUGUAGCACAAUAGUUUCUCAGGGAACUGAGUAGUCCAAAUCGUGCUAUUAUUGUUGUUCUUGUUAUUAAAUGAUUGCUUGCUGGCAAGGUCCCCAAUCAAUUGAUGACUGAGUACAGCAGAAAUGCCAGCUUCUGGGCAUGAGCAUUUCCCACCUCUCAUUCCCCACUGGGGUAUAAAUAUGAUCAGCACCAAACAGCGCUGAUUAGCUGCUGCAGGAUUAGCUGGACUGAACGAGGCCACUUCCCCCCCCUCUUUCCAGGAUCAGUUGAGUGUGGACAUAGGGAUGCUCGAGGACAGUAGCCUUUUUCCUUUUUAAUGCAUUUUUUGUGCUGUGUGGGACAAAUGUAUGCAGUAAUCAACUUGAAUUAUGUGUUGAGACCUAUUGAAUGCAUUGCUCAAGUUUAUAACAUAGUAGCAAUCAGGAUAUUUUUUAAAAAAGAAAGAAAAACAUUUUCUUUCAAAAAAAUCUUUAUGAUUAGUUUUAUCAGUAAUACAGUGACAUGUUUUGUAACAUUAAAAACACUUUUAGAAACUAAAUUCGUAAUUCGGUUUUAAAACUUUUUGCUCAUUCUGGGAAUCCUUCUUUAAACUCUUGUUUGGAUCCCCCUGAAGCUGUCAGCUUGUUUUUGAAUGCUUUGUAAAACAAAGUGGGUCCACUCUCAAUGCUAUAAAUGGUAGGGCGGGCAGUGUUUUAGAUGUGAAGGUGAAAAAGCUGAUUCAGAGUGCACAAAAGUGCAAACAACACCCAUCGGCAACAGUUUAAACCAAACUCAUCUUUUUCCAGAAUUGCACACCAAACCUUCAGGAGAUCCUGGAAAAAAAUGAGGCUGCUUCAGGAAAAUGGCUUUGAAUCUGAAGUGCCAAACCAUUUUGCCUUCAAAUCCAAAACACUACUCAGCCCUAAUAAAUAUUUCUUAAAUAUUUUUUUCAGGAUAAAGCAGUGAGUAUUUGCUGCAGAUGGCUCAUAUCAGUCUGCAUUCUAUCUCAAUCAUUCAUUAAUAGCACUGAAAUUCAUUUGAGUGUUCAUUCCUAGGGAAAUAUAAUUUUACUUAAGCCCCAUUGGCAGCAUGUUUGCCUCAUUGCUUUCAGUGGUGCUUAUGAAACUAAUUUUUUCUCUGGGUCUGGAUCAACAUGUUUACUGAUCUGUGAUGGAACAUUACAUUUCAUCGUGCAUAGAGCUGUACCUCCAUUACAGAAUGUGUAGGGCAUUUUGCUUUCCUGUAUGUCAGAUGGGCAACACUGCUAUAUUUUAAAUUUGUUUAGUAUUUUCAAUGUUAAUUUCUCUUGGAGUUUAACACAUGCUUAACUUUUUUUUCCCUGGUGGUUUUCUUCUCUGAUAAAAUGCAGUUUUAUGUUCUUUUCUUCUUCCUUUCUUUUCUCAUUGAAAUCAUUGUUCUCUCUUUUCUGCUAUUAUUCCACUGUUUAAUUAUAUAUAGGUAGUUCUCGACUUACAACAGUUCAGUUUACAACAGUUUACAAACAGACUGUUUGAAGUUACAACGGCACUGAAAAAAGUUUAUUGGAUUUUUGGAUUUCUAUACCGCCCUUCUCCCAGGGGACUCAAGUGACUUAUGACUACUUUUCACAUUUACAACCAUUGCAGCAUCCCCUCAGUCACAUAAUCAAAAUCCAGACACUUGGCAACUGACUCAUAUUUAUGAUGAUUGCAGUGUCCCGGGGUUAUGUUAUCCCCUUUUGUGACUUCCUGACAAGCAAAGUCAAUAGGGAAGCCAGAUUUACUUAACAACCAUGUUAUUAACUUAAUGAUUACAGUGAUUCACUUAACGAUGCUGGCAAGAAAGGUCGUAAAAUGGGGCAAAGCUCACUUAACAACAAUUAGCAACAGAAAUUUGAGCUCAGUUGUGGUCGUAACUCAAGGACUACCCGUAUUAACAUGAACAGAGAAGAGAUAAAACUUCAUUGGCAUUAUUUUUACACUUACGUGAAACUUUAAGUUCCUUUGUUUUAAUAACAUGGAGAUAUACCCAGUCUCGGAUUAGGAAAGCAGUAUCUAUUGGGAGUAGGCAGAUCUUCUGAUGGUGCUAUCUGAAAUCUGAAUGAUAGAUUCUUGUUGGUAGAUUCUGUUCAUUUUAACAGAAACUAAAUUUUAUUUACCACGGUUAAUGUAGCUUUUGAUUUGUUAUAUACCUCUCCACAUGUACCCAAAUUUCUGUACAGGAUGCUAAGAUAUGGAAGGAAUAAUAGGGCUGUCUAGAGUAGACUGACCAGCAAUUUCGGAUACAUGUCCCAAUGUUCAUUUUGUUACAUAGCUGAUUAUAUUAUAUUUCUAUACCAAAUUAUAGAGUUCAACAUUAUUUUCAUGAGCCAUAUUGACAUAGUAGGGAGCAACUCUUUCAGAUUUAGAGUGCAAGUUAUAAUUCUCAUUUUUGCUUUCUGUGUUCAUAAACUGUAUGAAUUAUUGAAAGUCUUAAUAUAAUAAGCAUCCACAAUAAACAAAGAAGAUAAAAAUUCAUUCUGAAUGAAAAUUAUCCAACAAUAGCAAAAGAAUGAUUUUUUUUGUGUUGCAAUAUUUCACCACUGACACAAUUUAGUACAAGCAGUAAUGUGUCCUGUUGCCUGCUAUUUGUUUUUUCAAAGAGGAACAUGAGCAAAUGGAAUGUCAGUCUUAGACUAUAGAUGGAUAUGUUAUUUUGUUUUGUUUGAACAGCGAAUUUUGAGAAGACUCAGCUUGAUCUUCCAGAAGAUGUUGAUUUACGAUGCUAGCUAUGGUUUCAGUUUCACCAUGAAUGUUUUCGCUACAAGAAAGAUUUUCUGUUUGAAAUACAUAAAACUUUAAUGAGUAGAGGCAUCUCCCAGAUAGGGAGGAUUAGCAUAUGCUAUUGCCCUCCAAAUAUUAUGUGGUAUCCAAAAUGUGUUCCAAUUCUUUUAGAAAGGUUACUUUCUGUGGGCCUAAAAUCUGUGACUGAAAUAAAGUCACAUUUGUUUUAGACUUUCCACCUGUACCAGUUCCUAUAUUUUUAUGCUAUCUAUCAUAAUUUUAACAUGGAAUCCUGGGCUUCAACUAAUCUUCCCUUUCUCUCAUAUCUGUACCAUUACUCUCGUUUCUCACCAAAUUAACACUAAACUCACAACUUUGCCGAGGGUAUCUGUUUAGUGUGAUGUGGCUUGGAAAUAUAUACCUCUAAGGUGGAUGUUGAACAUUUCCUGUUUUGCAUCCUGUAGAUUCUUAGCUUAUUUUUAGUUACAUGACUGUUGGAACAUCAAGAUAACUACAUCUACCUCAGUAAUGUGGCUUUUCUUUUGUUAUUCAACUCAGCCAUUUGAUGCUUGACUACUUGCUCUAAAUUAAGUAGUUUUUUCAGAACUAUUCUAUGCUGAAGAGAAAUGCUGAAGAGAAAUUCAGUUUUAUUAUUUCAUAUAUAUGGAUUAUAUUUUGCUAAAGAUAGUAUAGAGAGAGAAAAUAAAAUAAUUCAGUUCAGCCAUCAGUGAGAUUUCUAUAUGAUUUUUCUUCUCAACUAUCUUUUUUUAAAGAAACGACCACAUGAUUGCUACUGAUAGGAAUCAAUUAUCCUUUGCUAUCCAGACGUUGCUAUACAUAUGUAGUUGCUAGUAAACUACUCAAAGGCUAUUUUUGUUGAGGUCUCCUGUUGAAGAAAGAAAAAUAUAAUCAUUAGCAGUACAGUACACAACUUCAGGAACCGUUUUCUUAGAUAUAUCAAUUGUUUUCAAAAACAAUAAUUGUUUUGUUUAACUUAAAUUGCCCCUGGAUUGGACAAAUGUUUUUACUAUCUGUGGACUCUUAGAAAUGCUAAUAUAUAGUGCUCUCACCAGGAACAGGUUUGCCAGUAUCAAUGCUCCACUAAUGGAUCUUAUAUAACAUGAAAUAGAUGAAUUGUUCACUAAUUUGUGCAAUCUUGCUGUUUUGAUUUCUACUCACUCACAUGGGCUUUGUGAUUUCUACUCACUCACAUGGGCCGUAAUCCACAUUAUAUCAGUUUCAAAAUUUUACAUUAUGACUGACUAACUAUUGGCUUACACAGUUUGAUGCUCAUAUCAAACAGAGAAUACCAAAUACUUAAAUUCCUGUAUUUCUCUCUAAUCUUCAUUUUUCUAUUUCAUUUUGCUAAUGGAGGCAAACUUUGACAUCUAUAUGAUACCUAAUAUAUUUUCAUCUAUUUCCAUAAGGCCUUAAUUCCACAGUCAAUAAGUAAACUAAUCUGGCCCAUUAUUCCUGACUGCUUUUUUUCUUUUUCCCCUUGUGAUGUCCUAUCUAAAGGAUCAAUAGAUUUUGAUCAAAGAUAUAUCAUUAUAUUUGACCUUGGUAGCUAGCAAAACAUGCAGUUGUGUCAAUUUGCCUAUUUCUUAGGUCACAGGAAAAGACCAGGACUUGUGCCUAUAGCUCUGAUGGACUCUCAGAGAUAUUCAUGAAGAAUGAGAAUAUUUCACUGUUUCAAAGUGCCUCUAAAUCCUAAUUUUGCAGAUUACCAGUCUCUCACUUUGUGCCUGUUAGCCAUGCUAAAUUCAAUGACUCACUCAAGACUAAAAUGCAGAUCUAUAUAGUACUUCACAGAAUUAUGUCCAAACCAACCUGAUUUUGCUUUCCACAUGAAGUAUUUUCUGGGUAGCGUGCCCUAGCAAUGCCUGUUGGUGUCUUAAGAACAUAAUGCCUGAAAAAAUAGGCUAACAGUCCUUCCAAAGGAAUAUUGCUGCUGAGGGUUUUCUCUAUAAAUAUUACAGAUGUGUAGAAAUAUAAAUAUUACAGAUAUGUAGAAAUGGUCAAUUAUCCUGUGUAAUGUCUAUUGCUGUGUCUAUUUUCCUACUUUCUAAGUCCUCACCUAUCCUGAAUUACUUGUAAAGUGGAGUGCCAAGUUAACAGUUCGAAGAGUUUUCAAAUGGGACAGAUGGAUUUGUGAAGGAUAGGUCUGUAAAUAAAACUACUGACUAAGAUGCAGCUUCUAUCUUAACGAAGAAUGUAUCUUAGGUAACAGACAGUGGGAGGGAAAUAAAGAGAAGUUGCUGUCUUAUUUUGCUUUGUGAGUCAUCCUUCUGAAAGCAUUUACCUGCUCAAUGUGGCAAACAGAAUGUUGCAAUAAUGGGCUUUAGCUUUAAUUUCUCCAAGCAAUGUUUUACUUGUUUCAUUCUCCAAAGUUUAGCUUAUAUAUAAAUAUGUACUAAGCACAUCAGAAUUAUCCAGGCAUUGUAUUGUGUAUCGUGUUUUUCUUGAAUCCUGGUAGAUUCUGCCCCACUAAUUGUAAAAGCGAUCUUGGAGAAGCUGUAUAUUGGAGCUCAGCAAGAUGUAAGAUUGAAGUUAGUUUCAAGCUUCAGAGGUUGAUAUGUGAGAAACCUCAACUCAUUUUAAUAGUAUUAAAUGUAUCAGAAAAAUUAUAAAAUAGUCCUUUAAAGUUUAAACUGCUAAAAUGGAAUGCCUCCUUUACUAACCACGCAACUGACACUUCAGUGACAGAAAGCACAGGGCAACAGUGGAAACUGAAUCCCAGUUGAAGACACAUAAUGCAAUGCUAUUACUUUGAUUUUCUGCAAUAUAUAAAGAGUUACGAUAUUGAUGCUGCAAGGCUUGUGCACUUUUUCUUAAAGGAUUAACUAUUAUGUUUGGAGUGAGCUAUACAAUAGCCUCCACAUUACACUUCUAAGACUUUGCUGAGACAAGUAAUGGAUAUCAUUACUGCAAGGACAGUUGUCCAAGGACAGUUGUUCCGCAUCCAGCCUGAAAUUGCAAAUUGCAAAAUUGUUUAAGGGAGGAAAAACUGCUUUUGUGGCUAUAUCAAUGCUCUGUAUUGCUUGCUUCUUUUGAGAAGCCAGGUUGUUUAUAUUUGUGUUAUUACUCAUUUACCUUACUUUACAUUUGCUAUUGUAAGAAGAGAACCAAUUUGAUAUAAUGGUUAAGGCAUCAAUUUAGGAUCAGAGACUGUGAGUUGUAGACUCUGCCUUAAGCACAAAAUCAGCUAGGCCAAUCAUACCCUCUUAGCCCUAGGUAGCAGGCAAUAGUAAAUUACUUCUGAAAUCUUGUCAAGGAAAUCAUAGGGACUUGUCUAGGCAAUCACAAGGAGUCAACACUAACUCAAAGGUACAAUAAGUAAAACAUCUGCCAAGACUGCCGAGUGACCUGUGGGCGUCACCAUAUUCCUCAUCCAUCUUCUUGUCACUGAGAUUGAGUUUUCAACUCCUGUGAAUGCAGAUGUGGCCUUUCACACGUUAUCUUGAUGUAGGCUACAUAAUGAAUUUUUUGUCUCCAGGAUAAAAAUGAAAGCCAAGGCCACUUAAGGGAGAAAAGACUGAAAGCUCUGCUUGCCCAGCAUGUGAAACUGUAAACGCUGUUUAACGAAGUAUGCUAGCUAAUACAAAAAUUAAUCGAACUACAGGAUGUAUUACUGCCUUGUGUAUAAUCACAGCAUCAUGUCAUCAUGUUAAAUUGUGUGUGUGUUGGCUUAAUUUGUUCUGUUAACACAACCAUUAUUGUUUGUUACUCAUGCCUUAUGGAUUAGCACGUGCAAAAUAACCGGUGUUUCAAUUACCACUUAGAGAAAAAAGCUGAAUAUGCUGUUGACUUCAGAGCAGAGACUCUGCACCUCUUUGCUUCAGAGGAAUUGGCUGUCUCUGGUGAGGUAAUGAGUUCUACCCAAUAUUUUCUUGAAAACCUUGAAGAGCUCUUGAAGCAAUAGAGCUGGGAAAUAAUAUUAUUCUGAAGUGCCCUCAAGCCAUGAUGCAAAUGCAACAAAAACAGACACCACUACCAUAAAGUUGGUGGUUUGCUAUUUGGAUGUGUGUCUCCCUCUCAAUUUCCCCUAUAAAGGCAGAGGCUUAUAGAGUCUAUUUAGUUCUCACCUAGUUGGCCUUAAAGUAUUGCUACUCAAGGGGACAUCUGAUUCUUUUCUCUUCCAUGCUGCUAGAGGCCUAUAAUGAUAAAUAAUAUCAUUGCUCUCGUAUAGGUAGUUGAAAAAAAAAGAUACAGCCACAGUACAGCCUUAAAUCAGUGGAAGAUUUUUCCCUCCUUUUGUGGAUUCCUUUUAGAAUAAGGAACCCACAUUUUUUAUUGCAAGGAAAUUUUUCACAAAGCAUUUCUGCAAACUUUGCUAUUUCUUCUGUCAAUUGGCACCUCCAUGACUACCAUACAUGUGCAUGAAUGCACAUGCAUUGCGCCAUUGCAUGUAUGUUUGCCACAUUAAAGCAAAUGGACAGUUCACCCCAAAUAUGAGAAGAAAGGCAAGGGUGAUGGUUGAACCAGUGCUUGACCUAAAGCUUGCAAAGUUGGAUUUAGAUUACUGGUGAAGUAUUUGUUAUGCCAGCUCUUUAAAUACAGAAUAGGUAUUCAUUCUGUGAGGCUAUUUAUACAUACUUAAUUCUUGGAGUUUGGUCAUUUUUUCAUAUCCAUCUGUAAUUCAUCAUAGACUAGCUGAAAAAUGAAAGUUAACACUGUAAAGAAAACCACUAUCUUAAAAAAGGAAGUUAUCCCAUUUCAUAUUGAAAUCCACCCAAAAUAAUUGUGAUAGAUGCAUAUUGUCAAUUAGCUACCUUAUUUUUUGUCCAGCAAGAGAGUCUAAAGGAAUGUUUCCAAUAGAAUUUUAACUUGCAAAAGAGCAGUAGAGUAGCAUCACCCUAUAAGACAUAUUGAAAUAUAGCACAAUAAAUUAAUAUAUCUCUAGUGGAACAUGGCUGUGCUGAGUAGAAAAUAACAAACCUGAAUUCUUAAAAAAAAAACCUUUUUUUUAAAAAAAUCCCAUAACUGAAUAGGAAGCUGAGUUCUGUGGUGCUUAAAUUAGCAUAUUGCUUAUAUAUUGCACACAGAUGGGCUGUUCCAAACAUGAUCUAGAAAUUUGUGUAUCUUUGAAAGGCAAGACCUUCCCAAAAUGCCUGUUUCAGUGACUUAAAGCACUUAAAAGUGUUGGGGAAAUUAUUUUAACCCCUAUUUGUAUGAAAUAACGAAACAAAAAUAAAGUCUGACCUUUUUUCUCAGCA